Molecule: messenger RNA, 1032 nt
Organism: Ipomoea nil (Japanese morning glory)
Lineage: Eukaryota; Viridiplantae; Streptophyta; Magnoliopsida; Solanales; Convolvulaceae
Exons: 1
Coding region: 1-1032 (343 amino acids)
Source: RefSeq, a predicted model, not a curated record
AUGACAAAUAGAGUGAAAGAAUAUAUAUGUAGAUGGACAUAUGAGGCCGAUAUUCCUUUUCAUGCAUUUGAAAGAGAUAGCUUCAAGAUGAUGUUAGAAGCAGUUGGACAAUUCGGUCCCGGAGUUGAAUCACCAAGUAGAUAUGAGAUGAGUGAAACAUUCUUGAAGAAAGAAGUGGAUAAAGUGAAAGAGUCUUUGAAGAUACAUGAAGAGGAGUGGAAGCAAAAUGGAUGCUCAAUCAUGACGGAUGCUUGGACCGAUAGAAAGAGAAGAAGUGUAAUGAAUUUGUGUGUGAAUUCAACUUUAGGCACCGUUUUCCUUUCUUCUAAAGAAUGUUCACUUGAUUCACACACAAGUGAAUAUAUUUAUGAGUUUGUUGAGCAUGUCAUUGAACAAGUUGGAGUUGAAAAUGUUGUUCAAGUUGUCACGGAUAAUGCCUCAAACAACAUGAGAGCUUCAAAGUUAUUGAAAGAGAAGCGGCCAACCAUCUUUUGGACUUCUUGUGCCACCCACACGAUAAAUCUAAUGCUUCAAAGCAUUGGAAAUCUCCCAAGGUACAAGAAAGUCCUUGAUCAAGCAAAGGCUUUAACGAUCUUUAUUUAUGCUCAUCACAAGACUUUGGCAAUGAUGAGAACUUUCACAAACAAGAGAGAUAUAGUGAGGUCUGGUGUGACUAGAUUUGCAUCUUCAUUCCAUACUUUGCAAAGUUUAGUCGAGAAGAAGAUUGAAUUAAGGGAAAUGUUUUCUAGCAAUGAAUGGGAGGCAUGUAAAUUUUCCAAGAUAGCUAAAGGGAAGGUAGCACACACAACCGUAACAAGUUUGGGAUUUUGGCAAGGUGUAAUGGCAUGUUUGAAGGUUUUUGCACCAUUGGUGAGAGUAUUUCGACUUGUUGAUUGUGAUAGCAAGCCAUCAAUGGGGUUUGUAUAUGGUGAGCUUAUGAGAGCAAAAGAGGAAAUCAAACAUGCUUUGUCCGAUGUCCCAAGGAACUAUAAAUUGAUUAUUGACAUUAUUGAAGAAAAAAAUGAAAGAUAG